CGUUUUGUUGGACGAGCAUCACACUACUGCACAUCUUCGUUGCCAACAUGUUCCUCCGUCGCGCGGCAGCCUCUUCGCUGUCCUUUGGCCGAUCCCGCGCUCAUGCGACGCCUCGCUUCCUUGCGCCUGCUGCCAACCAUGUCAUGAACAUGAGCACGUUGCCGCGCAAUGACCGCAUCCGCAACGUCGCCAUCGUAGCGCACGUCGAUCACGGCAAGACCACGUUGGUCGACCAAUUGCUCAAGCACGGUGGCAACAUGCUGAGUGAAGACCGCGUCAUGGACAGCAUUGACUUGGAACGCGAACGCGGGAUCACGAUCAUGUCAAAGUGCACGCGCGUCGAGUACGAAGGCCGCGUGUUGAACAUCGUGGACACGCCAGGGCACGCCGAUUUCGGCGGUGAAGUCGAGCGCAUCUUGAGUAUGGUGGACGGCGUGGUGCUCGUUGUGGACGCGACGGAAGGCCCCAUGUCCCAGACCAAGUUUGUGCUGACCAAGGCUUUGAACCGAGGGUUGAAGCCGCUCGUGGUGAUCAACAAGGUCGACCGCCCCACGAGUCGGCUCGGUGGCGAAGUCGAAAACGAACUCUUCGACAUGUUUGUGGCAUUGGACGCCAACGAUGAACAGCUCGAGUUCCCAGUGCUGUACGCGUCGGCCAAGCAAGGCUGGGCCGUCAACUCACUCGAAGACGACAGCGAAGACCGCACGACCAUGAAGGCGCUGCUCGACCAAAUCGUCGACUACGUCCCUGCGCCCGAAGCCGAAACCGACAAGCCAUUUUCCAUGGCUGUGACCAUGUUGGGCCACGAUCCAUACGUGGGCCGGCUGGCCACUGGCCGCGUGUACACGGGGCGCGUCAAGGUCGGCGACAACAUCCACGUGGUGAACCGCGAAGGCAAAAAGCUCGAGGCGGGCAAAGUCACCAAGAUGUUUGUGACCCGGGGCACGACCAAGUCGGAAAUCGCCGAGGCCGAAGCCGGGGAUAUCAUCACCGUUGCCGGUGUGAAUGCGUACGUGUCGGACACGAUCGCCAACCCGGAGGUGCUGACGUCAAUCCCGUCGCCGCAGUUGGACCCGCCGACGAUUUCCAUGACGUUUGGCGUGAAUGACAGUCCCAUUGCCGGCAAAGAAGGCAAGUUCCUAACCUCUGGACACAUCAAGGAGCGCCUCCAGCGUGAAACCGAGAACAACGUGGCUGUCUCCGUGACGACGAGCGAAACGUCCGAAGCAUUCAACGUGCACGGUCGCGGCGAGUUGCAACUGGCCAUCUUGAUUGAAGAAAUGAGACGAGAAGGGUUUGAAAUGUGCGUGUCAGCGCCCCGUGUGCUCUUCAAGCAGUGUCCCGACACCAACCAAAAGCUCGAACCUGUGGAAGAAGUCACAGUGGACGUGGACCAAGAGUUCUCUGGCGUUGUUAUCGACAAGCUCAGCACCCGCGGCGGCGAAUUGGUCGAGUUCAAAGACAUCCAAGACAAAGUCCGUCUGCUCUUCCGCAUUCCCAGUCGCUGUUUGAUGGGAUACCGCAGCGAGAUCAAAACAGACACCCGUGGCAGCGGCAUCCUCAACUCGAUUUUCUACGGCUACGAAAAGUUCCAAGGACUGGCCAGCGUGCCAUCCAAGGGCAAGUUGAUUGCGUCGUGUAACGGCAAGACCACGACGUACGCGCUCAAUAUGUUGGAAGAACGUGGGGAAUUGUUUGUCAAGCCUGGCGAGGACGUGUAUACGGGCAUGGUCAUUGGCGAGCACACGCGGCCAACAGAUUUGGAAGUGAACCCGACCAAGGAAAAGAAGCUGACCAAUAUGCGCGCGGCGGGCAACGACGAAAACGUCCGGUUGUCUCCAGCGCGUCAAAUGUCCCUCGAGGACGUUGUCACGUACAUUGGCGAAGACGAAAUGAUCGACGUGUCGCCGUCUCAAAUUCGCAUUCGCAAGCGCUUUUUGGACCCGAACGCCCGCAAGCGUGCCAAGUAGAAGAUGACACCGCCGCCGUCCAUUUGGAAUACUAUCAACCUAAUAGAGUAAUACAACAACGUUGCUACCUGCA
Messenger RNA from Aphanomyces astaci, 2043 nucleotides. RefSeq names its product GTP-binding protein TypA/BipA. Gene Ontology annotation, cellular component: ribonucleoprotein complex; cytosol. The record is from RefSeq and is a predicted model, not a curated record. Gene Ontology annotation, molecular function: GTPase activity; GTP binding. The coding region runs from base 48 to 1970 and encodes 640 amino acids. Lineage: Eukaryota; Oomycota; Saprolegniomycetes; Saprolegniales; Verrucalvaceae. The transcript is spliced from 11 exons.